UUUCACCUCUGAACUCGAAUCAGACUGUAAUUUCAGCGGGGAUAUGCCGCAUCAAUGACGAAGCUGGGACCCGAAGCAUCAGAUCCUCUCCUUCCUCCACAACCAGCGCCGCACUUCCCCUUUUCAACUCGUCCACCACCGCAAGAUUCCCAUCCCCCUCCUUACAUCCUUCUCCCCGCCUUCCCCGGACGCCAUAUUCGCCGCCGACCUUGCUGCUGCAAUUACAGCUCUUACCUCCUCAUAUCCGCCGCCAUCGUGACCCUUGUCGGCCUCACCCUUUUCCUCAUCUGGCCCACCGACCUGGACCUCCAUGUCGCCCGCAUCCGCAUCGACCGCGUCCGCGUCUUUGCCGACCCCAACGACACCAUUUCGAUUGAUCUCAGCCUCCGCAUCCGCGUGCGCAACCCUAACUUCUUCUCUCUCCAUUACGAUUAUGUAGAUGUUGGCAUCGGCUACCGCAGCGAGCCUCUCGGAUCCAUUCAGUCUGCCGGUGGUCAAAUACCGACGCGAGGGGUUUCUUACGUGGACGCUGAGUUACGGAUCGACGGUGUCCAGGUGAUCCAUGAUGUGUUCUACUUGAUUGAGGAUUUCGUCAGAGGAUCGAUCCCCUUCGAUACUGUUAGUGAGGUCAAGGGGAUAUUGCACCUUUUCUUCUUCAAUAUCCCCAUUAAGGGUAGAGUUUCUUGUUCUGUUAACGUCAAUCCAGCAAACCAAACAAUCGUUAGACAAGAUUGCUAUCCUGAGUAAUGUUUAUGGAAGCUGCUGGCCACGUCUAUUACUGAUGCGACGGAGUUCGGAUAAAUGAUAAACACUGGAGAAGGUUAGAAUAUCAAUACUAAAAUUACUGAGUGGAAAUAAUACAAUUAUCGUAAUCCGUAGUUACUUCUGAUUUGUGGUUUUGUACUUUAUUCUAUACUGUAAGUAGUUACUGAAAGCCAUUACGUUAGAGAGAAGCUUGUGAUAAUAAAUAAGCUGUAUGUUUUAUUAGAAUAUAAGUUGACAACUACGAUGAGCCUUUACUGGUA
Dendrobium catenatum is the source of this 1025-nucleotide messenger RNA. RefSeq lists its product as uncharacterized. The record is from RefSeq and is a predicted model, not a curated record. Bases 55 to 747 code for a protein of 230 amino acids. The transcript is spliced from 3 exons. NCBI's taxonomy places the organism in Eukaryota, Viridiplantae, Streptophyta, Magnoliopsida, Asparagales, Orchidaceae. Gene Ontology annotation, cellular component: plasma membrane.